Molecule: messenger RNA, 627 nt
Organism: Rotaria sordida
Lineage: Eukaryota; Metazoa; Rotifera; Eurotatoria; Philodinida; Philodinidae
Source: the annotation of a GenBank genome assembly
AUGUUAUCAUCUUUACCAUUAUUAUUUAUUAUUAGCAAUUUAUUCAUUAAUUUUAUUGUAGGACAAAAUGUUAAUAAUAGUAGAUCUAUAAUUUCAAAAGCAUGCGAAUGUUAUAAUCAAGGUAUUUGUGAUCCAUAUACAGGAUCAUGUAUUUGUCCAUCAGGUUAUCUUGGUCGACAAUGUGAACAAUUAGAAUCAACAACUUUAUGUAAUAAUGUCGUAUGCAAAAAUUCUGGUGCAUGCAAUAUAAUCUCACCAACUGAUUCAACUUGUUGGUGUUUGUUAGGUUUUCAUGGUGAAUAUUGUGAACGACAAAGAGCUGCUUCACGUUGUAAUGAAAUUCAAUGUCAAAAUGGUGCAAUGUGUUAUGAACAUUCACCUGCAAUGAGUGUUUUUGCUUAUUGUCUUUGUCCACCAGGAUUUACUGGAAGAUUUUGUGAGACAGAAUAUUUUCGUUGCUCACAAGUAGGUACUUUUGUUGAUCAAUAUCAAUGUGCUCAAGGUUCAUAUUUUCUUUGUGAUUAUACAAAUCGUCUUAUUGUUGGUACAUGUCCAAAAGGACUUCGAUUUAAUUUGAAUAAAAUGUCUUGUGAUCAUGCCAGUUCUGUUACAUGUCCUAAUAUUUAA